AUGCAUCGAUAUGCGUCUCCUACCCCGGAGGCUCAAGAGCUUAUAUCUGAACUUGAAUUUGUAUGGGACCAAAUCAAGUCGAACACUUCGUCUUCAUUCUCGAAUCCGGAUCAGGGCUUAAGCGUGUCGGGCCCUACCCGGAUACCGUCUCAAACAAGCUACGACAAUAUAGGGAGCAGGGUGGCGCGACAAGGAUUUGACGAGUCAGGGAGGGGCUCUCAGUUGCGAGUGCUGAGUCCUGUAAGCCAGCCAGAUGGAGGUUCAAGGCGGCAUCGUUACGGAAGUCAGUCCGAAAAAGAACAUGAUCACAGCUCCCGAAACAGAGAUGGUGACGACACGGAAGACGACGAGGAAGAAGACCCAGACGAAGAGGAAGAGGAAGAAGAGUUCCAAGAAGCAAGGAAUAGCUUUUAUGAGAACCAGGAAUCAGGAAAAGACCCACGACUUCAACCUCCUGCCACAGCAGGACAGAGACACUACCAACGAUGGCAGAAACGCGUUGAGCAGGCCUUAACGAAGAUGACUGUCGAAGUGGCUGCCGUAAGAGAACAGUUAGAAGCGCGCAAAGCAUUUGAAAGUAGGAAAUCUGGCAUAUGGUCCUGGAUUAAGUGGUUUGCUUGGGUCGCUAUACGGCAACUCUUCUGGGACCUUGCUCUGUUGGCAAUUCUUCUACUGUAUGUCCGCAUUCGAGAUGAGAGACGGCUUGGAAGAACUCUCAAAUCAGUCUGGCUUGAGGUCAGGCAGAGAUUAUCCAGGGUUCGAAUAUUCCGCCGGCGGCCAAGUUAG
Messenger RNA from Trichophyton benhamiae CBS 112371, 786 nucleotides. Its product is annotated as Acyl CoA binding protein, putative. The coding region runs from base 1 to 786 and encodes 261 amino acids. The transcript has a single exon. The record is from RefSeq and is a predicted model, not a curated record. Lineage: Eukaryota; Fungi; Ascomycota; Eurotiomycetes; Onygenales; Arthrodermataceae.